GAGGCCAGCGGAGGGGCAGGAGGAAGGGGUGUGGUCGCGGUCGUAGGCCGGUGGAAGCGCAGCACCAGCGCCGGGGUCGCACACCUUCGCUCCGGUACUCAAGCAAAUCGGUUCCCCAAAGCCCCGCAAAUCGGUUCCCCAAAGCCGCGCUUAAGGCAGGUAAUUUGGUUCCAAAUAACCAUAUAUAGGAAAUUGUGGUUUCCGCUCUGGUGAGAGGUUCUGGAAUAUUGGAGGCCCCUCUGCUGCUAAGAAGUUGCACAGAUUAGUUUUAUCUCCAUCCAAGGCAAAGGUGGGAUAUCAUGGCAUCUAUCUGGAUUGGACACCAAGGGACAGUUAGAGAUUAUGCAGACUUUAACCCAUCAGUGGAUGCUGAAGCCAUUCAUAAGGCAAUCAGAGGAAUCGGGACCGACGAGAAAACACUCAUCAGUGUUCUGGCUGAGAGGUCCAAUGCACAGCGUCAGCUGAUUGCUAAGGAAUACCAAGGAGCAUAUGGAAAGAAGUUGAAAGACGACUUGAAGGGUGACCUCUCUGGCAACUUUGAGCACCUCCUGGUGGCCCUCGUGACUCCACCGGCAGUGUUUGAUGCAAAGCAGCUGAAGAAAUCCAUGAAGGGUACUGGAACAAAUGAAGACACAUUGAUUGAAAUCCUAACCACUAGGACAAGCAAGCAGAUGAAGGAGAUCUAUCAAGCAUACUACACAGUAUAUAAGAAGAGUCUUGGAGAUGACAUUAGUUCUGAAACAUCUGGUGACUUCCGGAAGGCUCUGUUGACUUUGGCAAAUGGCCAAAGAGAUGAAAGUCUCAUGGUGGAUGAACAUCUGGCUAAAGAGGAUGCCCAGAUUCUCUAUAAUGCUGGUGAGAAGAAAUGGGGCACGGAUGAAGAUAAAUUCACUGAGAUCCUGUGUUUAAGGAGCUUUCCCCAACUGAAACUAACAUUUGAAGAAUACAGAAAUAUCAGCCAGAAGGACAUUGAGGACAGUAUAAAGGGAGAAUUAUCUGGGCAUUUCGAAGACUUACUGCUUGCUAUAGUUCAUUGUGUGAGGAACACGCCUGCGUUUUUAGCUGAAAGACUCCAUCAAGCUUUGAAGGGUGCUGGAACUGAUGAGUUUACUCUGAAUCGAAUAAUGGUUUCCAGAUCAGAAAUUGACCUUUUGGACAUUCGAGCAGAGUUCAAGAAGCACUGUGGCUAUUCCCUAUAUUCCGCAAUUCAAUCAGAUACUUCUGGAGACUAUGAAACCACUCUCCUGAAGAUCUGUGGAGAAGAUGACUGAGUCGAGAAGAUAAUCUCCCAGGAUGGAUUUUCCAGUAGCUAUGCUCACUUCUUUCUCAUGGUAUUUAAAAAUAUAAGCAAAUGUAAGCAGCAGCCUGUUUCCUAACAGCAAUUUUCAUUGUUCCAUAACAACAACAAAAGGAAGAUUCUAGUGUACCUCAUUCAUAAUGUAGUAGUUUAUAAAUAAAAUUUUAAACAAGUAUUAAGGAUCUACUAAUGCAGCCAAAUAACAUUUUUGUCCAGGAAUUGAAAAUCUUCGUACAGUCCUAACACAUUAAAUAUAAAGCAGGCUAAUAAAAGUUGUUGCCUUUGCCACA
Molecule: messenger RNA, 1587 nt
Organism: Choloepus didactylus (southern two-toed sloth)
Lineage: Eukaryota; Metazoa; Chordata; Mammalia; Pilosa; Megalonychidae
Gene: ANXA3
Product: annexin A3
Exons: 14
Coding region: 300-1271 (323 amino acids)
Cellular component (GO): cytoplasm
Molecular function (GO): phospholipase inhibitor activity; calcium-dependent phospholipid binding; calcium ion binding
Source: RefSeq, a predicted model, not a curated record